Molecule: messenger RNA, 945 nt
Organism: Oppiella nova
Lineage: Eukaryota; Metazoa; Arthropoda; Arachnida; Sarcoptiformes; Oppiidae
Source: the annotation of a GenBank genome assembly
GUGUUUGAACGGACAUCCAUUCACUCCACUGUUUCAAUCAUCUCUGUCUUCAUUGCAAUUAUUAUCAUUGAAUUGAACACUAAUUUAUUGCUAUUUAUAGUCAACACCUAAUAAUCGAUACAUAAUUGUUAUAUUCAUAAGACUCACGAAUCGCUUGUUUAUAACCAUUGAGAAUAUAUUCUCGAAAUUCUUGAUUUAUUCGGAAUAAGAAUUUUAUUUUAAUUGUUCCUUUCGUUUGGAUAUAUAUUCGUGGUUGAGAUAAAGAUGUCGAAAGUAAGUCAAGUGCGACAGAACUAUCACCAGGAGUCUGAAGCCGGCGUUAAUAAGCAGAUCAAUCUGGAACUGUACGCCUCCUAUGUCUACCAACAGAUGGCCUAUCACUUCAAUCGGGACGACGUGGCCCUCCCGGGGUUCCAGAAGUACUUCCAGGAGUCUUCAAACGAGGAGCGAGAACACGCCCAGAAGCUCAUGGACUUCCAGAACAAACGCGGCGGUCGUAUUGUCCUCCAAGACGUCACCAAACCGGCCAAAGAGGAGUGGAGCUCAGGGCUGGAGGCCAUGGAGGCGGCGCUCGAGCUCGAGAAGACUGUCAACCAGUCUCUGUUGGAUCUGCACGCCAUCGCCCAAAAACACAACGAUCCUCAGUUCCAGGACUUCUUGGAGACCCAUUAUCUGACAGAACAGGUGGACGCCAUCAAGAAGUUGGCCGAUUACGUGACUAACCUGAAACGAGUGGGUCCUGGUCUCGGGGAAUACAUGUUUGAUAAGGAGACUCUUCAGUAAAACACUUUAUACUACAGAAUGAGACAAUCGAUUGGUUGAUGAAUGAGUUUACAGGAAAUGAUGAAUUAUAUGAUUUUUGUAGAAAAAUAGUCUCUUUUUAUUUAUCUUAUUAUAGUAUUGAAAGUAUUAUUAAAAAUUAUUCCUACUCUUAAGACUUACAGA